Messenger RNA from Belonocnema kinseyi, 3250 nucleotides. RefSeq names its product epithelial discoidin domain-containing receptor 1-like. Gene Ontology annotation, biological process: cell surface receptor protein tyrosine kinase signaling pathway; multicellular organism development; protein phosphorylation. The record is from RefSeq and is a predicted model, not a curated record. Gene Ontology annotation, molecular function: protein tyrosine kinase collagen receptor activity; ATP binding; collagen binding. NCBI's taxonomy places the organism in Eukaryota, Metazoa, Arthropoda, Insecta, Hymenoptera, Cynipidae. The transcript has 16 exons. The coding region runs from base 73 to 2730 and encodes 885 amino acids. Gene Ontology annotation, cellular component: signaling receptor complex.
CUGAUCUGUGCACUGCUGACACUGUGCACAGUAGAAACCUUCGAGAUUCGGUCAUGUACAUCUCCUCUUGGAAUGGAGUCUGGAGCUAUUCCAGACCACGCCAUUAAUGCAUCAUCGUCGUAUGUCACAAACGUAGGCCCACGAAAUGGACGAUUACGAAAGGAGACAGCAGGUGGCGCAUGGUGUCCGAAAAGACAAAUAGAGAAUGGGGUCCGAGAAUGGCUGCAGGUCGAUUUGAGAAGAACUUAUGUGGUCACCGGUAUCCAGACUCAAGGUCGAUUCGAUCAUGGUCGGGGGCAAGAGUACGUCGAGGAAUAUACCCUAGAGUAUCGAAGAUCUGGUUUCAAUGAAUGGCUUCCCUACAAACGCUGGGAUGGGAAAGAGGUUUUCGCCGGAAACAGCGAUACGUCUACAGUUGUUGAACACAAGCUCAUCCCGCCAAUUUUCGCUAGCCAAGUACGCGUUUUACCACACUCAAUACACAGACGCACAGUUUGCCUUCGAAUCGAGCUCAAAGGGUGCCAAGAUCAGAGUGGUGUGGUGAGUUAUACUAUUCCGGAUUCGCCAAUGCCUGAACUCAGCGACAGUUCCUAUGAUGGAACUAGGCAAAAUGGAACUAGGCAAAAUGGCAUGCUCUCAGAUGGCCUAGGUCGUCUGAUUGAUGGAGAGAUCGGUGCCGAUAAUUACAGGAUGGAUACCGGAUAUGGAAGAGGUAAAGGCUGGGUGGCCUGGAUGCGUGAUACGUUUUCUGCCAACUUUGUUGAGCUCAUUUUCCAGUUCGACGAUCUGAGAGUUUUCCAUGCUGUGCACAUUUAUACCAACAAUUUUUUUUCAAGGGACGUUCAGGUUUUCUCAAAGGCUGAAGUUUGGUUCAGUGAAAGUGGCGAAUUUGAAAUAGAGGAAGACCCAAUUUCGUAUUCUUAUAUCCCUGAUAACAUUUUAGAAAACGCUCGAAAUGUUUCAAUCAAUCUACAUGAAAAAGUGGGGCAAUUCGUCAAGUUUCACCUUUUCUUCGCUGCCAGGUGGAUUAUGAUCAGCGAAGUCACGUUUAAAACGAAUCUCAUCCAGAAUGCAACGGAAGAGUCUCUCCCCGAAAGUAAUAACGGAGACAUCCGGGAAAACCAGGAUGUGGACCUCAACUUACAAACAAUAACAGCUCGAGAAGAGGGUCAAGAAUACGUGGAAGUACUGAUUGGUGUCUUAACAGCAAUUAUUUUAAUUCUGUUGAUGGUUUUCGUAAUAAUUUUACUGCUUAAUCGCCGACAGAAGCUUCAAAGCUCACCAACCGUGCUCAAGAAUCCAUUCGGAUUUGCAAUUAACAUGAAGCUAAAAUUACCGGACUUCCUUCUGAAUUUGGCCCCGGGAGGAAUGUUAAACAACAAUGCACAGGUCUCUCCAGAUGUUCCGGAGGACUUUAGCAUGCACGAACCACUGACUAUGGAGCAGUUUAAUUCUCCGCUGGUAGAUUCACAGUACAAGUCUACUUACGCGGUUGUGGCAAAUUCUGACUCUCCUCAAAAACUGAAUAAUCUGGACAGCCCGGACGUGAAUGUCCGUUUGAAAUCAAAAUCCGAAUGUUCAUCCUCGUCUGCUGACUCUCCAGUUCGGCAGUCUCAACACUACCGAACUCUUCAAACUUACAAUUGUUCUCCAGCCCGACCCACUGCUAUUAAUUUAAACAUUCGUCACAGAGACGUCGAUUAUGGGCGCUCUAAACGAUGGCACACCGCACCAAAAGAAAAGCACAAAGUACCAGCACCUGUCGUCAGUUGGAAUAUUGCGCCUAGCACGAAUAAGCCAUACAAAUGUAAGGAGAUAGAGCCUAAGAACAUACCCCUCGAGUGUCUACAUACAAUGGAGAAACUUGGCUCCAGUCACAUUGGGGAGGUGAUAGUUUGUGCAGCAGCGAGUCCAGGUGAAAUUAAAGAGAGCGAAGCUUUAAGACUAGUUGUAGCUCGAGUACCUUCUUCCAAUAAGGAUGCCAAGAGCGCUAAUUCCUCUGAUGCCAUGAGGGAAGUACGAUUUCUGUCGGCUCUCUCUGAUCCAAAUGUAGCGCGCGUUCUUGGUGUGUGCACAGCAGAACCAACACCCUGGACGAUAAUCGAAUACACGGAGCUUGGCGAUCUUGCUCAUUAUUUACAAUACAGUGAGCCCCUCACUGCCACACAGAGACCAAAUUGCAGUCUCAAUUUCCUCAGCCAAAGCUGUCUUCUCUAUAUGGGAAUGCAAAUAGCAUCAGGUAUGAAAUUCUUGGAAUCAAAGAACCUGGUCCACAAAGAUCUAGCAGCUAGAAAUUGUCUGUUGGGACGAAAUUACACAGUAAAAGUGACUGACAUCGCAAUGUGUAGUGACCUAUACAAGAAGGACUACAAUGACAUUGGUGGAAGACCCUUAGCUCCCAUCAGGUGGCUUUCGUGGGAAAGUAUUUUAUUGGAGAGAUACACUUGUUCCAGCACAGUUUGGUCGUUUGCAGUAACGUUGUGGGAAGUCAUGAGUUUCGCGAGGGAAAAACCUUUCCAGCAUCUCACCAACGAACAAGUCAUUCAGAACGCUGAACUCAUGUAUUAUGGGGAAGAGUUACAAGUAUUUUUGCCAAAACCCAUGAUGUGUCCUGAGGAAGUGUACAAAGUAAUGUGCUCUUGUUGGCAACGAGAAGAGGAUGAACGACCAACUUUCAAGAAUAUUUACGCAUUCCUCAAGACUGUAACAGCCGACCGACCUGGUGCAUAAUUCUAAUCUGUGAUAUACGAAAUCAUCUUUAUUUUUAUUUAAACCGACAUUUACCAAAUUCAAUUCAAGAGGCAUGACACCCUUAGUAGUAUAGCUUCAGGGCUGUCGCCUCACUUACCGACCUUUCUAUUUUACCGACCGAUGGUAAAAUGAUGAAAUAAGAAUUUACCGACCCGGGCGCUUUACCAACAAAUUUUUGGAAAAAUUAUCUGAUAGGAAUCUGCAUUACCGACCGACGGUAAUUCCCACUGCCGAUAACUUAGCAUGGAAUAAAACCUCCCUCUGUUGAUUAGUGGGACAACAGCCCUGUAUCUGUACUACUAACCUCGAAUUUUUCAAGAAUAAUUGGGAAAAUUAGAUCGACUUUAUUUUUAAGCUUCCUCUUUUCUCUUUCCGAUUAUUUCUAAUGUUAUAUUUUAGAUUUGAAUAUUUACAGGGAUCACAGUAGGGUAGCAGUUUAAUUGCAGAAAAUAUAUAAGAAUGUUUCAUCGAAAAAAAGAGAUUUUUUUACCAGCAUCAU